GUGUGGGAACAGGUAUCAUGUUCUCAACAACAAGAACAGGGGCGACCGCACUCAGGUCACAGAGCUGCUGGAGAAGAUAGAGGACAUGGUGGCAGGAAAGAGUGACUGUUAUUAUGAGAUUGAGGAAAUGAAUUUACAGGAGAUGGAAGAGAAGUUCAGGACUUUGGGAAUAAGGAAGAGACAGAGGAUACAGGAGCUACUGCAGAAGACACUGGGACCCCAACUGCUUCCCAAGAGGGAGGGACAGGUGGAUUCCCAUGAGGCACCACAGCGUCUCUCAGAGAUCAGGAUCGUGCUGCUGGGCCAGAGAGGGUCUGGGAAGAGCUCAGCAGGAAACACCAUCCUGGGCAGAGAGGAGUUUGAGAGCAAGAGAAAAAUUCUGACUUGGACCGGAUCCCAUCAGUGUGUGAAGAGACAGAGUGAAGUAGCUGGAAGGCAGAUCACUGUGGUUGAAACAACAGGCUGGUAUUCUUGUCAGCUGUACUCAGUCCUCUAUGAACAGGAGUCUUCUGCACAGGACACUCUAGAGUGGAUCAGAAAGGUGAUCGAACCCAGUGUGUCUCUGUGUCCCCCAGGACCCCACGCUCUCCUCCUGGUGAUUAAUCUGGACUCUGUGAAAGAGAAAAGAUCAGUGGAGAAACAUCUGGAGCUUCUCAGCAAGAGAGCGUGGAGACACACAAUAGUGCUGUUCACCUGGGGGGACACACUGAGACACACAACCAUUGAGCAGCACAUUGAGAGAGGAGGGAAGGAGCUCCAGUGGCUGGGGGAGAAAUGUGGGAACAGGUAUCAUGUUCUCAACAACAAGAACAGGGACGACCACACUCAGGUCACAGAGCUGCUGGAGAAGAUAGAAGACAUGGUGGCAGGAAAGAGUGACUGUUAUUAUGAGAUUGAGGAAAUGAAUUUAAAGGAGAUGGAAGAGAAGUUAUGGACAUUGAGAAUAAAGAAGAGAGAGAAGAUAGAGGAGCUACUGCUGAAGACACUGGGACCCCAACUGCUUCCCAAGAGGGAGGGACAGGCGGAUUCCCAUGAGGCACCACAGCGUCUCUCAGAGAUCAGGAUCGUGCUGCUGGGCCAGAGAGGGUCUGGGAAGAGCUCAGCAGGAAACGCCAUCCUGGGCAGAGAGGAGUUUGAGAUGUGGGGAGGACCUCAGGAGUGUGUGAAGAGGCAGUGUAAAGUAGUUGGGAGGCAGGUCACUGUGGUCGACACACCAGACUGGUAUUCUUCGUCUGUCCUCUUUGAAGAGGAGUCUCCUGUAGAGGACACUCUAAAGUGGAUUACAAAGUUGAUUGAAUUCAGUGUGUCUCUGUGUCCCCCAGGACCCCACGCUCUCCUCGUGGUGAUUAAUCUGGACUCAUACACAGACUGGAGAUCAGUGAAUAAACAUCUGGAGCUUUUCAGUGAGAGAGUGUGGAGACACACAAUAGUGCUGUUCACCUGGGGGGACACACUGAGCGACACAACCAUUGAGCAGCACAUUGAGAGAGGAGGGAAGGAGCUCCAGUGGCUGGUGGAGAAAUGUGGGAACAGGUAUCAUGUUCUCAACAACAAGAACAGGGGCGACCACACUCAGGUCACAGAGCUGCUGGAGAAGAUAGAGGAGCUGGUGGCAGGAAACUAUGGGCUGUACUUCACUACUGACAUUGAACAACUACACACUGAACUGGAGAAAUAUAUCAGACAGAUGGAGGAGGGUAGACAGAGAGAGACUAAGGAGCUGAGUCAGAGGGAGGAGGAGAGACAGAGGAGUUGA
Molecule: messenger RNA, 1756 nt
Organism: Lepisosteus oculatus (spotted gar)
Lineage: Eukaryota; Metazoa; Chordata; Actinopteri; Semionotiformes; Lepisosteidae
Source: RefSeq, a predicted model, not a curated record